Lodderomyces beijingensis is the source of this 438-nucleotide messenger RNA. The record is from the annotation of a GenBank genome assembly. Lineage: Eukaryota; Fungi; Ascomycota; Pichiomycetes; Serinales; Debaryomycetaceae.
AUGCCAGUGGCAACGAUAGACUGCUCAAAGAUCACCACCGCAACCAGCCCAAGCACUCUACCGCUAGGCAGCGACAGCGAGAUGCCGAACUUGGUCACGAUGCCGCGCGGAUUAGCAUUGCUCGAGAUCCAAGGUGUGCUCCACCUCCCCUCGGAGCCAGGCACAAGUCCAGACUUUAUAACGGUGGAGCGGAUUUACGACGCUGUCAAAUUUGGCAAGUUGAUAUUUGAUGCUAAGGACGAGAGCAAGGUUACGUUGUUAAUUGGGAAGAGUCAACGGUUGAUUGGCAGUGUCAAGAAGUUGGAUGUUCCUUUGGGUGUUUUACGGAUCCCGGUCAAGAGUGGAGAUGAUGAGGAGGUGGCGGGGGAAGAUAUUCAAAUGGUUGAUGUUAUUCACUCCAAGAUGAUUUUCAACCAGAGACCAUUACUUAUCAUGUAA